Messenger RNA from Rotaria sordida, 1608 nucleotides. NCBI's taxonomy places the organism in Eukaryota, Metazoa, Rotifera, Eurotatoria, Philodinida, Philodinidae. The record is from the annotation of a GenBank genome assembly.
AUGUUGAUUUUAGCAUCACUUGGUAGUUGGUUACCUUUUGCAAUUGUUGGUUUAUUUAUAAUAUUCUUUUCAAUUAUAUUUACAUUACGUUAUCAACAAAAACGAAAUCGAGAUUAUUUAGUUACAUUAGUUUGUUCAACUUCAUUGAUUAUUGCUUUAUUAACAUCAAGUUUAUUACCAACUGAUGUUAUUCUUGUAUCAUUUAUGAAAAAUCCAAAUGGAACAUUUAAAGAGUGGACAUCAAAUCAAACAACACGAGAUCAUAUUCAAAAAUAUGUCGAAGUUGGAUAUUAUGUUUUAUAUGGUCUUGUCAUUCUUUUGGCUUUUAUUGUUAAUCCAUUUCUCUUUUUCUAUUAUGAAGAAAAAGAAGAACAAGAAGAAACAUCAAAACGAAUACGUUCAGCAAUUAAAUGGACAAUUGGUUUUUUAAUUUUUCUUAUUAUCUUAAUCAUACUUGGAAUCUUUGUUCCUCAAUUGGCAACAUUACCAUCAGAUAAUUCAACAAGUGAAUGGGAUCAUGUAAAAUAUCUAAUUGAUCAUUUUGAUAGUUCAAGAAUUGAAGAUUCAAUUUCAUUUACAAUAUUUACUUUAAGUAUUAUUGGAUUUCUUCUUUUAACAAUCUAUACAGGUUAUGGUUCUAUUGCUUGUCCAUUAUCAUUAAUUCGUGGUAAACGUAGUGCACGUUUACAACAAGCAACUAUUGAAGAACAACGUACUGAUAUACACAAUCAAAUACGAAUAUUAAAAACUCGAUAUCCACGUCAUAUUCCAAUGCCAGAUCGUGAAAAACGUAAAUUAGCUGAACUUGAACAACAAGAUGCAGCUUUAUGUCGAAAUGAAGAAUUAAUAAUAAAUAUUCGACAAAGUUUUUGUUUUAAAUGUCGUUAUAUAUAUCGACCAAUACAAAUAAUUCUUGGAACUCUUUUAUUUUUCUUUGCUAUACUUAUAUUUAUUUCACUUUUAUUAAGUAAUAUUAAUAAAUGUAUUAAUUUUAUAAAUUUUAAACAAAUAUUUGCACAAGGCAAUCAAACAUUACCAAAUCCUAUUGAUAUUGUUUUAACAUGGACUGGAAAAUUUUAUCCAAUCAGUUAUAUAUUUCUCACUGGUUUAAUGGUUUAUAUUAUUUUAACAUCUCUUUAUGGUUUACAACAAAUUGGUAUUUGGUAUUUUUGGAUUCGAAUGUAUCGAUUUUCUCGUGGAGGAACUAAACCACAAGCUAUAUUAAUGCUUUGUUCAUUAUUAAUGUUUAUUGUGGUUGCAAUUAAUGUAUUUGUUUAUCUUCUUAUUCCUCAAUAUGCAAUUUAUGGUGAUCAACAUUAUUCAGUAAUUAAUAAUAACGGAACGGUUAUUAUUCAAUCAUGUACGCAAUUCGUAACAACAAAUGAAUGUCAAAUGACCGUAAUGGGUCGUAUUAUACUUCGAUUUUUCUAUAAAGUUUGGUUUUUUGGAGCAAUUUAUUUUUGUCUAAGUUGGUUAUUUCUUAUUAUCUUUGUCGGUAGUUUUCUAUUGAAAUUAAUUCGUAAUCGUGAAUCAAAUAUUCACGAAUAUACUGUCGAAAGUUUAUUAGAAAAUGAAGAUGAAACUGAAGAUGAACCAUUAAUCGAGUGA